AUGUCGAGCAUAAGCACCAAGAUUGGCCAUGGCCUGGCCAAGGUCUUGGGCAUCAAGCUCGAGAAGCCCGAGAAUGAGGAGAUUCUUCGCGGCGAAUCCAUCCUUUCGGUUCAAUCAUCUGACACGUUCGUCGAGGAGGAGCCCACAACCGCCGAGUGGUUUCUUGAGCUCUUGCCCGACGGUCAGCAAGUCCUUGACUACCUCCGCUCUCUGUUUCCCUUCCUUAACUGGAUCGGACACUACAACCUGCAGUGGUUUCUCGGUGAUUUGGUCGCCGGUGUCACCGUUGGCGCUGUAGUCGUACCCCAGGGUAUGGCUUACGCUUUGCUCGCGAAGCUUGAUCCUCAAUUCGGUCUCUACUCGUCCUUCAUGGGCGUCAUUAUCUACUGGUUCUUUGCUACUUCUAAGGAUAUCACCAUCGGCCCUGUGGCCGUCAUGUCAACUGUUGUUGGCAAUUUGAUCACGGAUGUCCAAUCAGAAUUUCCGCAAUACGAAGGCCACCAGAUUGCAUCAGCUUUGGCUAUUAUUGCCGGUGCCAUCAUUCUCUUCAUCGGUCUGAUCCGCAUGGGAUGGAUUGUCAACCUGAUCUCUUUGACCUCGUUAUCGGCUUUCAUGACUGGCUCCGCAAUCAGUAUUGCUGUUGGCCAACUGGUCACUUUAUUGGGCAUCAAGGGCGUCAACACCAGAGAUGCCACUUAUCUCGUCUUUAUCAACACUCUCAAGAAUCUCCCCAAGACGAAGUUGGAUGCUGCAAUGGGUCUAACCGCCCUUACCAUGCUCUACCUCCUUCGCUUUAUCUUUACGACGCUCGCGAAGCGGUACCCCAGAAGUCGAAGCUCUUCUUCUUCCUUUCGACCCUGCGGACUGUUUUUGUUAUUCUUCUCUACACCAUGA
Colletotrichum spaethianum is the source of this 894-nucleotide messenger RNA. Its product is annotated as sulfide:quinone oxidoreductase, mitochondrial. Gene Ontology annotation, molecular function: secondary active sulfate transmembrane transporter activity. Bases 1 to 894 code for a protein of 297 amino acids. Gene Ontology annotation, cellular component: membrane. The transcript is spliced from 2 exons. Gene Ontology annotation, biological process: transmembrane transport. The record is from RefSeq and is a predicted model, not a curated record. Lineage: Eukaryota; Fungi; Ascomycota; Sordariomycetes; Glomerellales; Glomerellaceae.